UGCCUCCGAAUGGUGUACGAUUGCAGAAUGACGUAUUUGGUAUAACUGUCAGUUGGUCUGAUCCUACAUAUACACCAAAGUAUAAGGUAUUGCAGUACAAAAUAGAAUGGAAAGUAAAUGGUUUAGUUGACAGGUUUUGUAAAAUAGUUUCCGGUAGAACCUUCACAUAUGUAAUUUGCGAUGUGUUUCCAUGCACAAUAUACACAGUAACUGUGAGGACAUGUACAUGUGCAAAUGUAGAUGAGGAACGUCAAGAAUGCUGGAGAAAAAGCGAUCCAAGCGAGGAAUUAACAAUUAUAUCGGAAGAUCCAUUACCACCACGAAAUGUAGAUGCUACAGCGGGAAAUGGUGGUAUUUACCUUACAUGGGUACCGCCACUGUAUCCAUCUAGUCAAAACAUUAAAAAGUAUAUGAUAGAAAGAAAAUGCAAUGGUCACAAAGAUAUUAUGUAUUCCUCAGCAGACAAUACUUCUUAUUUAAUGUCAGAUGUUUUGCCUUCUCAGACGUAUUCGUUUGCUAUGAAAACAUGGUGUAUAACGUCGGACAAGGACUGUGAAAGUAUAUUUAGCAACAGUAUCAAAUAUACCACGAAAGAUAACAACAUAUGUCUGGUUAAAGACCCCAGGGAUAGAUCAAACAGUGAAACAUAUUCGUUUCAUGGAAUAAAUCAUCCUAGAUCAUCCGUCUUAAUAAACAGAGCCGAUGAACGUGGGCGUACAAUUCUUAUGCAAGAGUGCAAACGAGGUAAUACCCAUAAUGUAAACAAGUUGAUCAUUAAAGGUGCUGAUAUCUCAAAGGAAGACAAUGAUGGUAAUAGCUCACUGCAUUUAGCUUGUCAAUAUGGACAUCUUGGAAUUGUGAAACGUCUUCUUGAAAGUGGAAUAUUAAAUAUAAAUUGUACAAAUAAAGACGGGAAAUCGCCAUUUUAUUUAUGUUGUAUGGGUGGUCAUAUUUUAGUAGUAGAAUAUCUAAUAAGAAUAAAAUGUGAUAUAAAUAAAGCUGACAAAAAUGGAAUAAGUCCUAUUAUGACAGCUUGUGGCCAAGGAAAUUUUGAAAUAACGAAAAGACUUAUUAAACAUUUUGUGGAAAUUAAUAGUACUGAUAAUAAAGGUAAUGCAUUAAUGCAUUACGCCUGUUUAUGUGGCAACAUUUGUAUAGCAGACCUACUUAUAAAUAAGGGGUGUAAUGUAGAUAAUCCCAAUAAUGAUGGUGAAACACCUUUGAUAGUAGCUUGUGGUAAAGGAUAUUUGUCAAUAGUAAAACUACUAAUCAAUAGAUUUGCGAACAUUUACAUUACCGAUAAUAAAGGACGUUCGUCGUUUUAUUGGUCUUGUGUCAAUGGAAACUAUCGUUUAGUUAAAUUCCUAAUAGGAAAAGACUGUAAUAUUAAUAUGUCUGCCAAUGAUGGGACUACUCCACUAAUAGCAGCAUGUUUAAACAGCAAUGUACAAACAGCAGACAUUCUUAUCCAAGGAGAUGCUAGCAUUAACUCUGCAAAUAACAGAGGGGAAACGCCAUUGUUUUGGGCCUGUUUCACUGGUGCCAAUUAUAUAGUUAGUUUACUGAUAAACUUAAAGUGUAAUAUAGAUAAGGGUAACAACAGUGGGAUUACUCCUCUUGUAGCGGCCUGUUUACAACGAAAUAAACAAACUGUAGAAAUUCUCAUCAAAGGAGGUGCUGACAUUAAAUCUACAAAUGAAAGAGGAGAAACGCCAUUGUUUUUAGCGUGUGGAGUUGGUGACAGUGAUAUAGUAAAUUUUCUGAUAAAUGGAGGAAGUGAAAUAGAAAAAGUUGACAACAAUGGAAAUACUCCUUUCAUGAAUGCCUGUUCUAUCAAUAGUUUAAAAAUUGUGCAGAUUCUUAUCAAAAGAAAGGUUAACAUUAACCAAACAAAUUUUCAAGGACAGACAGCAUUUUAUUGGGCAUGCCGCUUUAAUGCCGUUGAUGUUGUAAAGUAUCUAAUAGAUGAAGACUGUUGUAAUCUAAAUCAGCCUGACAAUGAUGGGAACACACCUUACUGGGUUGCUUCCAUAUAUGAAUAUGAAACAAUAAAAAAUAUUUUGAUAAAGAAAGGUGCUGACAAAAUGUGAUAUUAUAAGGAGACUUCGCUUAACCAUUGUCUUGUGUUAGUAUACGUGAUUUUUUUGUAUACAUAACAAAUAACAAGUAGACUCCUUACUUCCUUACAAACAACGUUAUCUUGCUGAGUCUGUAAAAAGCCCUAUGAAAAUACUUUCAAAAUCAUGUUAUUAGGAAUUGGCUAAAACAAAAAGAUUAUCAAGGCAUACUCAUUAUAUGCUCGAUCGAUCUAUCGACCUUGUCAAUAUGCAUAUAUCCAUCCUAGAAGUCAAUCAGAUCAUUGCUGCUACGUCAUUGAUUUCAAUCAGUCAUGUUAACAGACGGAAUUGACGCAAAUUUAUUUUCGAUUAUUUAUAUAUAUUUACUUACAAAACACAUGGCAGGGAUAAACAAUGGUUAUUUAUGCUGCCGCUGGAUGCAACAAUAGAAAAAAGAAGAAAAUUGACAUGAAUUUUACCGUUUUCGAAUGGCUGUAGACUGAGAUACCAGAACGCGAUAUAGUGAGCCAUGCCAAGAGGUCAGCAUAUGUUUCAAGUGUGCGGUACCGGUGAUUCCGUAAGAGACUAAAUGACACAGAAAUUACCAGCUUUUUUUAAAUUACCUUCGACAAAACGAAACACGAAUUUCUCAUUUUAUAGCUAUAAAUACG
Messenger RNA from Mytilus californianus (California mussel), 2728 nucleotides. RefSeq names its product ankyrin repeat and KH domain-containing protein 1-like. The transcript has 3 exons. The record is from RefSeq and is a predicted model, not a curated record. Gene Ontology annotation, molecular function: protein binding. NCBI's taxonomy places the organism in Eukaryota, Metazoa, Mollusca, Bivalvia, Mytilida, Mytilidae. Bases 411 to 2090 code for a protein of 559 amino acids.